This is a messenger RNA of Entelurus aequoreus (snake pipefish), 3392 nucleotides long. Its product is annotated as centrosomal protein of 112 kDa-like. NCBI's taxonomy places the organism in Eukaryota, Metazoa, Chordata, Actinopteri, Syngnathiformes, Syngnathidae. The record is from RefSeq and is a predicted model, not a curated record. Bases 180 to 3125 code for a protein of 981 amino acids. The transcript has 26 exons.
GUGAAACCGGAAGUGUCGUAAAGCGGGUUGAUGCUGACAUUUUGAAUCAAGUGCCGCUAAAGCUAAAACUAGUUAGCUUUUUGUUUUAAUUAUACGUUCUAAUCCAGGCGUUUAUUUAUAAAGGACUGCCGAGUGAUGGUUGUUCUUUAGAAGCAAAACCUAACAAAAACGAGUGCAUCAUGAGCAACAAUAACGAGUCAACGGCAACAAUGAACGCAGAGUUCAACGGUUUUGUUCGGGAUAUGAAACCAUAUAUCAUCAAACACCCCAACGAGAGUGAGCGCCAGCAUUGUGCUUUAUGGAUAAAGAAGUUGAGCGACCCGGCAACAUGUGGCUCAAGCCUUAAUGGCCACAACAACCGCAAUCUGUACGCUCGUUUGCUUCUUCACAUGCUCAGAAGGGGUGUCCUGGAAGGUCCAUUUGCCAGCAAACCAGAACCUGGUAACCUCAGGGCCCUUCCUACUUACAUGUCCAUUUAUUUUGACGAACCUAUCAACGGUCGACCUGUGGACCACUGCAAAGCAACUCUUCCUGACUGGGUGACCGGAGAGCUGGUUGGCUGCACUAAUGACAGUUUGGCUGCUGGCCUCCCGAAGAACACUUCUACACCUCACACAGCUUAUUUCAGUAGCCAGCUGAGUAAGGAGAAGACCCCACGAGGAGGAGCCACCGCCUCCAGCCCCCUCAAGCACUCACCCAGACAUGAAGCCAGAGCGGGUGAUGGAGGGCGUAUGUCCCCCGAUGACAGUGACUUGGAGGCUCGACUCAACAGCUGGAACCUGCGGGUUGAAAACCCCAGGUACUUGCGGGAAAAGGUCAUUCCCUUGUCCCCGAUUUGCAAGCCCAGCUUUGUAAGGAGCAGCACGACGGACGAAGUGGAUUUGCAGCUUUUGCAAAGCAAGGAGGUAGACAUGAGGGUCAAAAUAUUGGAGUCCAAGCACCUGGAGGAGAAACUGAAAAUGCAGCAGAGACACGAUGUGGCUGUUGACAAAAUUCUGGACCGAAAGAAUGUGGAGAUUGAAGAGUUGACAACUCUAUUUCGGGCUCAGCAGAAGGAAUCCGAGGAGAUGAUCCACAAACUGGAGAGGAAAGUUCAAAGUAUGCUGAAGGAAUCCACGGUUAUCUGCGAGAGCAAAGACACACAGAUUGCUGAGCUGAAGAAGAUGACCGACCAGAGUGCCGAUUCUUUGAAAAAUGAGUUUGAGAGGAAGCUGCAUGCAGUAGUGGCAGAAAUGGAGAAGGAGAAGUUCGAACUGCAAAAGAAGCAUUCGGACAAUAUCCAAGAGCUGCUGGAGAACACCAAGAUACGGCUGGCAAAGAUGGAGUCAGAGUAUAACGCUCGCUCACAAUCCACUAUGCAAAUUGUGUGUGAGCUGGAGCAGCAAGCCAAGCAGCAGUCUGUGGAAGUAGAGAAAAGCAACGCCUUGUGUCAGAAAGCGACACAGGAGAAGGUCCAGCUGGAGAUCCACCUUGCAUCCAUCAAUGUCGAACUGCAGGAGGCUAACAGAAGGUUCAUGGUCCUGCAGAAAGACAAAGACGAGCAGAGCGUGCUGUUUGAGCAGACCUUACAGAAGUUCCAGGCCAAACACGAAGCCGACGUGAACCAUUUGCACAAGGAGCACACUCUGUCUGUGGCCAAGGCGUCUGAAGUAAUGGAGGACUUUGAGAAAAGUAUUUCUGAGCUCAAACAGCAGCUCGUGGUCAGUGAACAUCAGAGACAGACACAAGCUCGGGAUCAGGAUUUGAAGUUCCAGCAGGAAAAAGAUGAGCUGCAGAUCAGCUACAACGCAAAGGUUCUAGCGCUGCAUAGCGAGGUGGACAAAGAGAGAACAGAGGACAGGAGGAAGACGGCCAAACUGGAGGAUGCGUUCAGCAUGGCUGAUGGGAGGAAGGCAGGCGUGGAAGUGCGUGGCGAUGGCGGUCCACAGGGAGGGUGUGUGGGACUAGUCAGCAGAGGUGGAUUUAGCAGGCUUUCAGUCAGAGCUGAGCUGCAGGUAUGGAGAGACAUGGAAAAGCAGCUGGACAGAACCCGGGAGAGCCACAGGGUGCAGCUCCAACAGGCCCACGUUGCACUGGAGCAGUUCAGGAGGCAGGUGAAGCUCAGCUCCGAGAAGGCCGAGACCGAGAUGAAGCUCCAGAUGGAGAAGGUUGAAGAGGACCUGCAGCACUCCAGGUGUCUCCGUGAAAACCAAACAAAGGAGUUCUCGCAGCAACUCGAUGCCGUCAGAGAAAGAUUUGAGCAGCAGAUGGCUGAGCAGCGCGCCAAGCACGAGCAGGAGAGGACGCGCCUUCAACAGCAGCAUUGCGCCGAAAAGGAGCGCCUGGUCCAGGAGCGCCAGCGGGAGGCGGGCAGCCUGGAGAGCCAGGCCAGGGCCGCCCUGGAGCAGCACCACAAACACAGCCAGGAGUGGAGGAAGCGUGAUGGCCAGACUAUCUCCAACUUGGAGGCCCAGCUGGCGCGCUCGCGUGAGGAACUCCACCUGGCCCGUGUCCAACAUAAGCAACAACUGGCGGCCCUCCGAGAGGAGGACAAGCAGAAGGCUCACCUGGACAAGGAGGCGUCCAUCAAGAGAUUGUGCUCCGACAUGGAGGGCAUCCGCAGCGACCUUGAGAGAAGCCACCAGCAGGAGAAGGACGCUGCUGAAGAAAAGACCACCAGCAAGUUGAAGCACAUGGAGAAGGAGUACAGUCACAAGCUGGCCAGGUCUGCACAGAUUAUUGGGGAGCUCCAGCAGUCGUUGUGCAACUCAAAGGAGGAAGUUGUUAGUUUGCAACAGACCAUGAAGAGACAACUGGAGGAGGCUGAACAUGGAUGGGCGCAGGAGAGGAAAGAGUUCAACCAGCAGGCCAACCAGGCUAACAAGGUGAUGGUGGAGCUCCAGCAGUCGGUGUGCAGCUCCAAUGAGGAAGCAGUCAGUCUGCAGCAGACCUUAAAGAGACAACUGGAGGAGGCCCGACAAGGAUGGCUGCAGGAGAGGAGAACUAUAACGCAGCAGGCCCACCAGGCCAACAAGGAUGAGGACUUGUUCCCAAACACAAACCUUGUCUGUCUGGAGUCGCAGCUGCUGCUUGUAGUAGUGAAGAAGAGGGGCAGGUCUUCGGGACUUUCCUUGAGAUCCGGGUAGAAAGAAGAGUGUACACCAUUAUACGGUAGCAGUCAAAUGUUUUCAUACAACUUCUCAUUCUAAAGUGGGGGUAAGAUGAACAAUAAAUACAUUAAGAAGUUCAAUUCAGUUUCAGUGGAACAUGCAUACGAUACAACGUGAUGCAUCACAUAUUUCCCAGUUGUUUCAUUACAGCACGUCCGAAAAGGAGUAGGAAGAAGCAGAGCUUAUUCAAUCCUACCCCUUUUCAUACCAUAGCAAUGUUAUCCCUAUUGCCUUGUUCUCUGU